Messenger RNA from Prorocentrum cordatum, 974 nucleotides. NCBI's taxonomy places the organism in Eukaryota, Dinophyceae, Prorocentrales, Prorocentraceae. The record is from the annotation of a GenBank genome assembly.
CGUGCAGCCCUACACCGGGGAGUCCGAGCCAGCCGUCUUCAAGGCGUGGGCCGUGGAGCCCUCGCAGCUUGCCUUCGCCUACCGGCUCCAGCGCAAGUGCGCAGCCACAGUGCCUCAGGAGGCGACGCCGGAGAGCAAGCUGGCGACUGCGAUGACCGCGUAUCUCGGGGCGCAGGCCGCCAGCGAGAAGGUGAAGCUCUCGGCGAAGGCGCUCUCCUUCAAGCUCUCAGACAGGGUCAAGGAGCUGGGAAUGGACCAAUUCCCCCAGGACGUCCUCCCGUCCGAGGAGAGCCUCGCGGUCUUCGAGGCAGCCGGCCGCGUGGCCAGAGAGAAGGGGCGGCUGUACGUCGGCAGUGCCGAGGGCGAGGAUCUCCAGAGGAAUUUUCGGCCGGCCUGGUCGAGGAUUCCGCGUAUCGACGUGCCUGUCGGUGACGGGUCUGUGGCUGAGCGUCAGCGCCAGAUGGCCGAAUUGAGGCGUGUCCGGGCUGCGUCGGAGCUCGACUACCCCGGGUACGCCACCUUCCACGCUCACAUCAUGGAUUGGGGCGUCAAGCUCAUUCUGAUGAAGGCUGCCACGCCGCUUGAGGUGCUCACCUACUCGAUCUUGCUGACUAAGGCUUUGGAGCGCGGUGACCCAGACUGGAGGCUCUACUUCACGAAGGUCGACGCAGACCUCGCGAAGCAGGCGAAGCGGAAGGUCGAGGACAGAGCGGCUGAGGCUGCGCGGACGCUCGCUGGCAAGAGCGCUGGCAAGGGCGGCAAGUACGGCAAGAGCGAUGGCGCGAGCAGCGCUGCUGCGGCGUCGGCGCCGCGGUCUCUCUCGCCUCUCGCGCCGCCGCGCUCCCGCAGCCCCUGGCGCAACCAGGGCGGCCGGCAGCAGAGCGGCAGCGGCUGGGCCCAGGGCGGCUGGCACCAGGGCAACAACCAGGGCAACUGGAAGCAGGGUGGCUGGCAGCAGGGGCAGCGCAAGAAGU